Molecule: messenger RNA, 249 nt
Organism: Gaeumannomyces tritici R3-111a-1
Lineage: Eukaryota; Fungi; Ascomycota; Sordariomycetes; Magnaporthales; Magnaporthaceae
Exons: 2
Coding region: 1-249 (82 amino acids)
Source: RefSeq, a predicted model, not a curated record
AUGGGGGGUUAUGAAGCCCAAUUUCGAGGUUUCGUAGCGCAACAGCCUUGUGAAGCACUCCAGUCGGGUCAUAACGGCCAGGUUUGGCGCAUGCUGUGGGACAAACGACGGGAGGCUUCCAUUAGCAGCAUGCGGAACCCGACGCCACCCAUUCGACAACUUCGACCAACGAUAUUCUUCCAUGCUUGGAACAUCGAUGGCGGGCCCUUCCCUACUGUUAACAUCGGCUGCAACCUCGAUGCAAAAUAA